AUGCCUAGGGGACGUGGGUUCUGGCAUCAUGAUCCCUACUACCGCCAGGGGUAUCAGUAUGGCCGUGGUUCGGGAAGAGAUAGAUCAUCCCAUAGACACAGCGCCUCCCCCCGUCUCGAGGGUGAGCCCCGCAGAGAGCGACGCCAUACUUCUCCGCGAAGGAAUGAGCCACACUCUAGGGAGGCUAGAGCUUCCAUCCCUUCCCCAGUGACACAAGCGGAAGAUCGAAACAGGGAUGUAACGUCAAUGGCCGCUUCCUUGGUCGAUUUGUUGGGAAGGCUGACACCAGGAUCUAUCACUGGCGAUAUUAGAGAUCAUAUUCGCCCAAAUCUACAGAGCCCCACUCCUGCACCCUCCACUUCAGGAGGAGAUACCGUGAUGUUAACAGUGGGUGGUACACAGGAUGUCUUGGAAAUCCCAAAAGACUUGACACCCAAAGAAUCCCCCCUAUGGGGCAAGGAUUUAAGCAACAAACCUGGACCCCAAGUGUACGGAACUGGAGAAACAUUCAAGUCAAGAGAAUUUGUGAGCUCCACAGAUUCUACCUCUAGUUCAUCAUCAACUGAUGAAUAUGAAAGUGAUAAAAGUGAUCACAGAAGUUCCCAAUCCAUGGGACAGAAAGACAAAGUGGACAAACAGACAUUCAAGAGUCGAGAUGGAGAACCUUCAAAAGGGGAUAAGACCGCAAAACAAACCAAAGAUAAAAAGGAAACCAUAAAACAAUCCAAACCUCAAAAAGAAACCAUCAAACCACCUAAAGAUCAAAAAGAAACAAUCAAACCUCAGAAAGAUCAAAAGGAAACAAAGUCGGUUAGAAAGGAUAAGUCUAAAGAUGAACUUGCCAUUAAACUAAAACGAGUAGAUGAAGGGGAUACCAAAUUUAGAACAACAGAAUACCAAAAGGAGGAAACCACUACCAACGAAAUUCCAAGGGGUCGAAAAGGAGUAGAAGUGGCUAGAAAAGAUUCUAGUCCUGAUGGGCCCCCAGAAAAAAAAGUCAAAAGGGAUCAAACCGAAAAAGAAUCGGCCAAGAAGGAAGCUCCCAAGAAAGUUCAUUGGCAAGAAAUUCCCUUAGGAAAGAAGGGAACUGAUAAAGAGACAGUCACUAACAAAAAUCAAGAACCGACUGAACGUAAGUUGUCGGAAAGAGAGGUGGAAGAUACCGCCACAGUUACUGAUGGGGUUGAUGAUACACCCCUCCCAGUUAAGUUGGAAGUGCGCUUCAAAUAUCUAAGACCAAACGGUCAGGUUGUUGAAGACUUAACCCUAGUCAGUAGGUACACUCCUCAGGAGAUGUAAUUAGCACUGUGUGGAAAGAAAGAUAUAUUUUUACAUUAUUUAAGACGUUUGUAAGUUAUUUGUUAAGACAGUAGCUAGAAAGACAUUUGUUAAAGUUCUGCAAAAGUUUAUUAAAAGUGGAAUUUAUACUCAAGGAACAAUGAGUGUAUAGAUGAACAAGAUUGUGAUUUUUAUAAGGAGUGAAAUUAAUGAGGAUAGUGUACUCAGUGAAAAACUCAGUGGACAAUGAGUGCAUGGGUAGAAAAUAUAGUAAUUGUAUAAAGAGUGCCAUUAAUAAGGACAGUAUACUCAGUGAACAAUGAGUGCAUAAACGAAAAGGAUAAUAAUUUUUACAAUCAAUGUGAUUAAUGAGGAUACUCAGUGAAAAACUCGAGAAACAAUGAGUGCAAUUAAUAAGGACAGUAUACUCAGUGAACAAUGAGUGCGUAGAUGAAAAGGAUUGUAAUUUUUAAUGAGUGCGAUUAAUAAGGAGAGUAUACUCCGUGAAAAAGAAACUCAGUGGAUAAUAAGUGCAUAAAUGAAGAAGAUUGUGAUCUUUAUAAGGAGUUAAAUUAAUGAGGAAAGUACACUCAAUGAACAACUCAGUGAACAAUGAGUACAAUUGGUGAGGAAACUAUACUCUGUGGAUAACUCUGUGAACAAUGAGUGCAUAGCUGGAAAAGAUUGUACUUGUUAUGAGUGAAAUUAAUAAGG
Molecule: messenger RNA, 1992 nt
Organism: Owenia fusiformis
Lineage: Eukaryota; Metazoa; Annelida; Polychaeta; Sabellida; Oweniidae
Source: the annotation of a GenBank genome assembly